CGCAAAAUUCACCUGCAUCUUUUCGAUAGAAAUUUUUAACACUCUUUUGCUCUGUUAUUGGAGUGCAAAACCCCCCAUUCUCUCUCUACAUUUUGCAUACCUGUGCGAGCACUUUUCGUAUCUUGAUCGCAGCAUUCGAGUGCGCAUUGCUCGGUUGAUCUUGAUCGAUACGGUUUACCAGCUGCCGAACUCAUUGUAGAAAAUGCCGCUCAGACUAGAAAUCAAGAGGAAACUUGCACAAAGAUCAGAAAGAGUAAAGUCUGUGGAUCUACAUCCAACAGAGCCAUGGAUAUUGGCGAGCCUGUAUUCUGGGACUCUUUGCAUCUGGGAUUAUCAGACCCAGACAAUGGUUAAAUCUUUUGAGGUUACUGAACAACCAGUUAGAUCUGCUAAGUUUAUAGCACGAAAACAGUGGGUGGUUGCUGGCUCUGAUGACAUGCACAUACAUGUCUACAAUUACAAUACGAUGGAUAAGGUUAAAGUAUUUGAGGCCCACACAGACUAUAUCAGGUGUGUGGCAGUUCAUCCCACUCUCCCUUAUGUGUUGUCAUCCUCAGAUGAUAUGCUCAUAAAACUCUGGGACUGGGAAAGGGGGUGGUUAUGCACUCAAAUAUUUGAGGGUCACUCCCACUACGUGAUGCAAGUGACUUUUAAUCCUAAAGAUACCAAUACUUUUGCCAGUGCAUCUCUUGAUCGCACCAUUAAGAUUUGGAACCUUGGCUCCCCUGAUCCAAAUUUUACUCUUGAUGCUCACCUGAAAGGAGUCAACUGUGUUGAUUAUUUUACGGGUGGUGAUAAACCUUAUUUAAUCACUGGCUCUGAUGAUCACACUGCUAAGGUUUGGGAUUAUCAGACAAAGAGCUGUGUCCAGACACUAGAAGGACACACACAUAAUGUUUCUGCAGUUUGUUUCCACCCUGAACUCCCCAUUAUAAUAACAGGUUCUGAGGAUGGUGCAGUUCGCAUAUGGCAUUCCACCACAUAUAGACUUGAAAACACAUUGAAUUACGGUUUUGAAAGAGUUUGGGCAGUUAGUUACAUGAGAGGAUCAAGACGGGUUGUAAUUGGCUAUGAUGAAGGAACCAUAAUGGUAAAGCUUGGUCGAGAAGUACCUGUUGCAAGCAUGGACAAUAGUGGGAAAAUUAUAUGGUCUAAGCAUAAUGAGAUCCAGACAGUCAACAUUAAGAGCAUUGGGGCCGAUUAUGAUGUUGCUGAUGGAGAGAGAUUGCCUUUAGCUGUGAAGGAAUUGGGAACCUGUGACCUUUAUCCACAGAGUUUGAAACACAACCCUAAUGGUAGGUUUGUUGUUGUAUGCGGGGAUGGUGAGUACAUCAUGACUUCUUCGAUAUUAUGGGUUUCAUCUGUUGGUCAAGAAUGCUGUACUACUAUUCCUUAUUCUAUGGAUCGGACUAGUGAGAAUCUGAAUAUAUUUCCUAGAACUAUGAAUCAUCUACUUCAUGUUUUAAUAUUAUUUAAUUUUGUCAACAGUGUGGCCCAUUUCUUGGAAUCACGAGGGAUGAUAGAAGAUGCCCUUGAAGUUGCUACGGAUGCGGACUACAGAUUUGAGUUAGCCAUACAACUUGGCAAGCUCGAGAUUGCAAAGGAAAUAGCAACUGAAGCACAGAGUGAGUCUAAAUGGAAACAAUUGGGUGAAUUGGCCAUGUCUACUGGAAAGUUGGGGAUGGCAGAAGAGUGUUUGAAGCAAGCUAAUGACCUUAGUGGUUUAUUGCUACUCUAUUCAUCUUUAGGCAAUGCUGAGGGAAUUUGUGAACUUGUCUCUCUUGCAAAAGAAAAUGGUAAAAACAAUGUUGCAUUUCUCUGUCUGUUUAUGUUGGGUAAAUUGGAGGAUUGCCUACAACUGUUGAUAGAGAGCAAUCGGAUACCUGAAGCUGCAUUGAUGGCUCGGUCUUACCUUCCAAGUAAGGUGUCAGAAAUUGUUGCUCUUUGGAGAAAGGACCUCAACAAGAUUAACCAGAAAGCUGCAGAAUCAUUUGCUGAUCCUGAAGAAUACCCAAAUAUGUUUGAGGAUUGGCAAGUCGCACUUGCUGUUGAAGCUAAAGCUGCCGAGACAAGGGGCAAGUUUCCUCCAGCAGCAGAAUACAUGCAACAUGCCGAUAGAUCUAUAGCAAGUCUUGUAGAAAUUUUCAGAAACAUGCAAAUAGAAGAUGAGCACCUAGAAAAUGGAGGUUUGGAUUAUGAGGAUGGAGAACCAAAUGGUGAUUCGUUACAAGAGCCGGAUGACACCCAACUAGAGGGACAUGAUGGGAGUCAAGAAGAGGCUGGUGUGGUUGAUGCUGACAGUACAGACAGUGCGGUACUUGUGAACGGAAAUGAGGUGGAGGAAGAUGGGGGUUCGAGUAAUGAAGAAAACCCUCUGCCUAACUAAGAGCCAUUGGUUGGACUGAUGUGAAAUACGUAGUUUUGUUUCUGGCGGAUUAUUGGCAUUCUUUUAGCUCCUUGCUUUAUUGUAAUUUUGCAUUCUAUUCCAUCUGUGCUUUGCUGCAUCUACUUCAUCCACCUCUAGAAAUUGAGUUCAGCUAAAUUAGUAGGACCUAUUGAGCUCUAGGAAAAAUUUUGACAUGUAAUUAGAUGGUGACAAAAUUAUUUUCCUGAUGAUAUAUAUAAGUUUAAUUGUAUCA
Messenger RNA from Salvia splendens (bonfire salvia), 2639 nucleotides. Its product is annotated as coatomer subunit beta'-2. The transcript has 20 exons. Gene Ontology annotation, cellular component: COPI vesicle coat. Gene Ontology annotation, biological process: intra-Golgi vesicle-mediated transport; intracellular protein transport; endoplasmic reticulum to Golgi vesicle-mediated transport. The record is from RefSeq and is a predicted model, not a curated record. Gene Ontology annotation, molecular function: protein binding; structural molecule activity. Lineage: Eukaryota; Viridiplantae; Streptophyta; Magnoliopsida; Lamiales; Lamiaceae. Bases 203 to 2386 code for a protein of 727 amino acids.